Cryphonectria parasitica EP155 is the source of this 1230-nucleotide messenger RNA. RefSeq lists its product as uncharacterized. The coding region runs from base 1 to 1230 and encodes 409 amino acids. The transcript is spliced from 2 exons. The record is from RefSeq and is a predicted model, not a curated record. NCBI's taxonomy places the organism in Eukaryota, Fungi, Ascomycota, Sordariomycetes, Diaporthales, Cryphonectriaceae.
AUGCUUCCUGAGCCAGCCUUAUCCUUCACGAUUCCUAGCAUUCAUGACGGUUCGACAACGCUCGAAUGCCGCAUCUACCAUCCCCACUCCCUGACGCCCAACCCCCGCGCCCCGCCGUGGCGCAAGCACGCCGCCGUCGUCGCACAUCCUUAUGCGCCUCUAGGUGGGUGCUAUGACGAUGCGGUCGUCGAGACGGUGGCAGCAGUCCUGUUGAGACAGGGAUUCGUAGUGGGCACAUUCAACUUCCGCGGGGCGGGGAAGUCCACUGGCAGGACCUCGUGGACUUCCAAGGCCGAGAGGAGCGAUUACAUGUCUUUUGCCGCAUUUGUGUACUACUAUGUGCAUUACUUGGACCCGUUCAAGCCACAGGGUGAGCUCACAGACGUCCCGGUCUUUCUCUUGUGUGGGUAUUCCUACGGCGCCAUGAUCACCAAGCUCCUCCCAACUCUCGAUGCCACCCUCGAGCCCUUUAUCGCCCCAAAAGUAGCCUCCGCGGCAGCAGACAUACGGCUGCGGGCCCAGCACCUUGCAGAGAAACAGAACCUCAUUCUGGGCAGUGCGCGUGUAGUGCUCACAGAGGGCCCCAUGUCGCCCAGAAAGGCAGCGUUUGGGAUGCGGGUGGGCGGGGACGAGGACCAGCGCCGGAGCCAGGAGCACAGUCGCCGUAGCUUUUCCGCCGACACCGAAGAAAAGAUACGCAAGGGCGUGGCGGACCUUAUGCAGAAGGCAAAGAGUCACCAGCUCCAUCAUCACAAAAAGAAGAAUGCGGAGCAAAAGAGUGACGGCACGCCAGCGGCUUCCAAGGAUGCAGGAGCCGAGGAGCACAAGGUAGCAGACAGUCUGCCACCAGUCAAUGGGUUGAUCACGCCGCGGGUGGCCUACCUGUUGGUGUCUCCGCCUGUCGGGUGGGCUACCAGCCUGAUGACUAUGAACCUUGGUGGCCUCUUUGGGAAGCACACGAAGCCAUCCAAGACUAAAGAUCAACAGAAGCUGAUAGAAAACCCCACUCUCGCUGUGUACGGCGACGCUGACGUCUUCGUCGCCGUAAAGAAGUUUCGAGAGUGGACAUCAAAGCUGCAGUCUGCCCCUGGAUCCAUGUUCAGAGCACACGAGGUGUCGACGGCAGGUCACUUUUAUAUCGAAGAGGGCACGAUGCAGAGGCUUGCAGAUGCGGUGAGAGAAUUUUCGGGGGAGUUACUAGGCAGCGCCACCCAACGGCUUGAUGGAUGA